Hansenula ciferrii is the source of this 3513-nucleotide messenger RNA. RefSeq lists its product as uncharacterized. Lineage: Eukaryota; Fungi; Ascomycota; Saccharomycetes; Phaffomycetales; Wickerhamomycetaceae. The transcript has a single exon. Gene Ontology annotation, biological process: mRNA splicing, via spliceosome. Gene Ontology annotation, cellular component: nucleus; U2 snRNP. The record is from RefSeq and is a predicted model, not a curated record. The coding region runs from base 1 to 3513 and encodes 1170 amino acids. Gene Ontology annotation, molecular function: protein binding; U2 snRNA binding.
AUGAUUUCAGAAAUUAAAGAUGAUGAUAUACUCAAUGGUGACUUGUUAUGGCAGCAAAGUGAUCAGAAUUUGUUUCGCUGGUGUAGCUUUGAUGAUGAUUCAGGAGAAGAUGAACAGUUUCGUGGAGAAUACUUUGUGUUGAAGCAGAACUUGACACCAGAUCCAACGGUAGAAAACAUUUUCAAAAUGAGGUAUGCAUCCAAUAAGGAAUUUAAAGGACUGGAAGAUGAAGUAAGAGAAGAUGAUGGGUUUAAACUUUCUAGCAAGAUGCUGAAAGAGCUUAAAAGCACGAAUCCUGAUUCUAUGGAUAUGGAUAUUGAUGAUGAUUUGUUAAAUGAAAUGUUAAAAUAUACAGGUGCUAAUGAACCAUCAAAAACCAUAAAUGAAGAUGCAGCCAUCGAUAUCAGUGAUUCAUAUGAGCCCGUCUUGCAUGAAGUGGUGGUUUUCACUCGUGCUCAAUCAAUCGUUAUCAAUAAUGAAACUGAAUUUAAGUUCCCCAGUACAAUUAGAUCAGCGGCUGUUUUAAAAGGAUCAGUAAUAGAUGAUGGUAAGUCAACAGAUGAGGACACUUUGGUGAUAUCUUUGUAUUCGGGAUUUGCUCUCUUAGUAAGAUUAUAUGAGAUUAAAGGUAGCCUUCAACCGAAGAUAGUACAAUGGUGGAAAACUUCGACGAUGUCAACAGCUUCAACUUCUGUUCCAUCAUUGGAAGAAGUGGGGCUUAAAAUUAAUACCCAUAGUUCAGGAUCACUAAUUGCAUUGAAUGCUGCUAAGAAUUGCAUCAGAUUACACCCAUGCUCUCAAACUGCACAUGGAAUUCAACUACAAACGCCAAUUAAUGUUAAGUUUGAUGGAUACCUAGCACACAGUUGCUUUUUAAAACAAGACAAACAUGCUGAAGUUCCAUAUGCAAGGCUACUCACACUUCUGGUUACAUCUAAUAGAAGGUAUCUGAUAACUCUUUACGACAUUCGUCUUGAUAACCAUGAAAUUAAGGAGUAUUCUCCACAAGUUUUGACAAAUGAUUUUGAUAUUCCUGUGUUUGUGAUACCUUUUAAGGACUCGGCUUUGUUUGUGAUGCCAACUUCCAUCUAUCUUAUUAGUCCUAAUAAUAUCAUCAAUGCUGACUAUAAUCUGUUUUCGACAAAGUUUGAUAAAUCAUUCCCUGUGGGAUAUCACAAACCAGAAACAAAAAUAAAAUAUGAUGAUGAUGAAGUCUUAAUUAGCACAGAAGACGGUACAAUAUAUCUUGUUACAUUCCGAGAAAGUGUUCUACGUGUUGAACUUAUAUUGACAAUACCUAAGGUUUCAAACUUUACAUUAGAAAAGCAGGGUACAGGAUAUGAACUUUAUUAUACUUCCUCAUUUGCAAAAGGUGGUCAUUUUCAUUUACCAAGGCUACAUUUCGAUCCCCUUGAUAUAAAAGCUGGUCUUCAUCAAGGUGAAAAGAUUGAAAAUAUACUGAACUGGUCACCGUUACUCGAUCUAGAGAUAAUUAAGAACAAAUACAAAAAUGAAGAAGUUUGGUUGGCACAUGGUAAUUACAUCUCACAAUUAAAGAAGGGGUACUAUGCAACAAAAGAACUGCAAGAUACACAGUUGAAAAGGUCCUACAAAUUCUAUAUACACUCGUUUGAUGAGCAAUUAUACUUCAUUUUUGCAUUCUUGGAUAAGACUUUGGUAUUUAAAUAUGAAGAUGAACAAUUGAUUGAUGUUGAUGACAGUGGCUUGGAAGUUUUAAGCAGAACAAUUGCUGUUUCAAGCUUAGGAAGUAUAUGUUUUCAAGUUUUAAUUAAUGCUGUCGUUGUUUCAGAUUUUGCUUCAGACCUUACUAUACGGAAAGAUUUUGAACAGGAGAUCAUUCUCGCAGAUGCUUUUGCUUCUUAUGUUGCUGUUAUAACUGAAAAUCUCAAUACUAGUAUGAAUAUAUCUAGUAAUAUUGCACUUUAUAAGGUAUCUGGUGAUGUUUUAUUAGUUGGAGAAGAGUUUGAUCUUGGAAUAGAUCCAUGUUUUAUGAAGUUUAUUUCAUUAGAAUCUAGAUUAUUCUUAAUUGUUGGUGGUAGUCAAGUAUUAAGAGUCUUUGAAAUUAAUGGUGAUAAAAUGGAGCAAAGAUCGAAUAUCAGUAUUGGAAUCACUGAUCCACAUGAUGUUAUAUAUCUUGGUACUAGACUUGCAAUAAGUUCAAGGCUUGGUGAAGUUUUCAUUUAUAAUAUUUCUAUAGAUUCCCUACACCUCAAAGCAGACCAUCAGCUGGACUUUAAGGUUUGUCAUACUCCAGUUGACUUAAGUGCCACACAUGAUGGAAUUUUACUGGUCUCUAAAACUAUGUGGAAAUUAGAUAUUACAAACGAGUAUCCUUUGCCGGUUGUAUUUGAUGAGAAUAAAGAGAGGAAUAUAUUUCAAUGUACUGCUUUGAAUAAAACCACAUAUGCUGCAUUAAGGGAUGAUGGGUUUUGCUUAAUUGGAAUAAACAACACUCCACAAACUCUCUUGAAAAGCAUGAAACUUCCUAAAAUUCCUAGAAAAAUGAAAUAUAUUUCACAUUUGAGAGUCUUUGCGGUGAUUUCAGAGUCCUCUUUGUUUUUUAUGAGUAAAUCAAACAAGCUUAACACUAAAUUAUUUGGCAAGAAACAAUCAAAUGGUUUGUUUGUUGAUGAACAGCCUUUAUCAUUAUCAGAAUGGGUACUGCCUUUGGCUGAAAAAUCAUUUAGGAACCUUCUAGUGGGGUGCAAAACAGCCAACGGUGGCUCUAUUAAAGUUAUUCAACCAAAAUUUUCAAGUGAAGACCCAGAUACUAUUGAAGCUCAUGAGAUUUUUACAUAUAAUACACCGGGUCCUGUUUUAGCUUUCAAGCAACUAAAAGAUGACGUUGUUAUUUAUUCUAGUGGUUGUCAGCUUUUCAUCAGUCAGUAUGAUAUUGAAAAAAAGAAAAUGAUGGAUCCCAUUCAAGUUCACUCUUUCAGAUCUGUGAUUAUAGAUAUUGAUGUAAGAGAAAACUUGGCAUUAAUCUCCACAAGGGACUAUUCUUUUUCCAAAUUUGAGUACACAGAUGGAAUAUUGAGCUUGAAAGAAAGUGAUUAUUGUUCUAGAAAAGUCAUGAACAGUUUAACUUUGAGUGAAAGUGUUACAAUCUCCACAGAUAAGUUGUUUUGUACUAUAACGGGUGUCGAAAAUCAAGAAGAUAGAUUCAAAUCAUACGUGCCUUUUGUUCCAAGGGUCCAGAAAUGUGACUUAAAACCACUAUGGUAUAAAGAUAAGUCACAUAAAAGAUUUGUUGCAUAUGGUUUUGCAGGAGAAAUUCAACUUUAUACGUUGUUAAGUCGUGAAAUUGCAGAACCUUUAUUGAACUAUUAUAAACAUGCAGUCACCCCACAAGAAAUUUGCUCAAAGGGACUUUUUGACAUUGAUGAUUCCAUUUUUGUGAAAGAAAAAAACUUGAACGUCAUUGAUGCUGAUAGAUUACAUUCUGAUUUACCUAAAGAUCUUAAAGACUUGAUAAAUGCCAUUAGUUACUGA